CGGCAAACGGGCGCCGCGCUGCGGGAAGGAACUCAAAGUGCAGCAAGGGCGCAGCAGGGAAGUGGGGUACGUCAUGUUUGUUGCGUUUGCAAGCUCCCCCCACUUGCACAACUUUUGGCAAGACCAGCACCAGGGGAUACCAUUAAGCACGCUCGCUCAAUACCUUGGUCUUUCUCUAUUUCUUUCACCCACGUCUACUUUCGCUUUCCUUCCACGCAUCAGACUCGCCAGAACGCGCUAUAGGACACCGUGUUCUUUGACAGCUUCGAGCCUCGCACAAAUAUAACUCUCUUUCAACCAUCACGCCCCACACUCAGACACAUUCGAGCUUUCACAACACGCUCAAUAGAGCAGCGUCCUAGGAGAAAUCCAGAUACCG
Didymella exigua CBS 183.55 is the source of this 379-nucleotide messenger RNA. RefSeq lists its product as uncharacterized. Bases 74 to 286 code for a protein of 70 amino acids. The transcript has a single exon. The record is from RefSeq and is a predicted model, not a curated record. NCBI's taxonomy places the organism in Eukaryota, Fungi, Ascomycota, Dothideomycetes, Pleosporales, Didymellaceae.